This is a messenger RNA of Oreochromis niloticus (Nile tilapia), 2818 nucleotides long. Its product is annotated as probable phosphatase phospho1. Bases 121 to 921 code for a protein of 266 amino acids. The transcript is spliced from 2 exons. The record is from RefSeq and is a predicted model, not a curated record. Gene Ontology annotation, molecular function: phosphatase activity. NCBI's taxonomy places the organism in Eukaryota, Metazoa, Chordata, Actinopteri, Cichliformes, Cichlidae.
GUAACGGCUUUAAAUGGGAAUACCCUCGAUCCGCUGUGGAGUCUCCUUUAAAAAAUCUUACCGCGUCACUGGGAUGCGGUUCCUGGAGCCGGACACCUAGCCGACCAUCCCCGCUUAUAUAUGUCCUCCACCGAACGAAAUCACUCACCAAAGAUGACAGCUCCGUUAACGCCUGCCGCACCACAGGAUCAACGCUUUUUGGUGUUGUUUGACUUCGACGAGACCAUCAUUUGCGAAAGCAGCGACGAUGCUGUGGUGCGUACUCUGCCAGACAAAGAGCUCCCUGCCUGGCUGAAAAACAGUUACAGGGAGGGGCACUACAAUGAAUACUCGCAGAAGAUUUUGGCCUACAUGGCUGAGCAGGGCGUGUCUAAAGACUCCAUUCAUUCAGCAGUGGAGAAGAUCCCACCAAAUCAAGGCCUCAUGAAUCUCUUCCAGUAUCUGCAGAGCCACCAGCAGGACUUUGAGCUUGUGGUGGUCUCCGAUGCUAACACGUAUUUUAUUGAAACCUGGCUUAGGCAUGCUGGGGUGCGUGACCUUUUCAGAAAGAUUUUCACAAACCCGUCCAGUUUUAAUGAGGCUGGUCAGCUUGUGCUCCUCCCUUUCCACUCGCACUCAUGCCCCCGUUGUCCUGAUAACAUGUGCAAGCAGGUGAUCCUUCGGGAGUAUUUGGCGGAGCGGCAAAAGGAGCGUGGCGGCGUUCCCUUUCAGAGGGUCUUCUAUAUUGGAGAUGGGGCCAAUGACACCUGCCCUUCUCUGGCUUUGGGGCCCCGGGACACGGCUUUCCCCAGGAGAGACUUUCCAAUGCACAGGCUGCUAAAGGAGUUUCAGCAGUCUGCCAAGGUCAAAGCAAACAUUGUACCUUGGGUCAGUGGCGAAGACAUAGUAGACUGCCUGAAGAAAAUAGUGGAGGAGAGAUGAGAACUGCAUGUCUAUACUUGUGAAAGAAGGUCUGUGAGAGGGGAACGAGUGCAAUAAAGGUGCACCAACACUAGUCCACCUGGCAGGCAGGUUAUGCAUGAUUUUAGCCGAGCAACAACCAGACCAUCCUACAGAUGUACUUAAACAACACGCACAUAAUUUAAAAAAAAAAAAAAAAAAAAUUUAAAAAACAACUUUAUUUUAUAUUUAAUUUUUAACUUUGUGCACUCUUAAUUGAAAAUGAUCAAAUGUGGGAGUAAGAGGUUCUAAAUAGCAAAUUCCUUUUUGUACCAGGCCAGGUGUUUCCCCUUGUUUCCACUCUCUAUGCUACGAUAAGCUAACCAGCAAAUGGUUAACUCAUAAUGCUAACGGUUUUUAAAUAUAAUGUUUGACAAAACACAGUUAAACUGCUUUAAUUCUAGCCUCAUGCAAAAGGCUAUUUCGUCCCAAUUACUCUGGUAUUAAUCAUGUAUGCUGCAUUCUAACUCGCGUGGUAGUAAAAUUCAGUUAGAAAGCAAUAGCAAGGCUAUUUGAUCAAUAAUAGAUAUGCAGUAUUCAUUAUGCACUUUGUUCUCCUUAUCAAGUCUGAUAAAUGGGAGAGAACAUCGUAACCAAAGUGUUGUGCGUGCUCUGAAGUUGCCGUUUAUGAAGCAACCAUCCCCUUCAGUAUAGGUGUAGUUUACAUUUUUGAGCAAUGCUAACUCUGACAGUUUGUUUCUCAUCUUAACUGUAUGAGAUUUCAUUCAUGUGGAGAUUUAAACUGUUUCUCUGUUGUCACGCUUUCUUUAAAAACACUCCAUCCACGUCCACGUAAGUAGGGCCAGGUGUUAUGAAACUAUCUGGGACAUAAGACCAUGUUGUGUAGCCAAGAACAAGGUUAGAAAAGAGAUAAGAGAUAAGAGAUAAGAUGACAUACGCCAGUACCUGUGCACUCCACACCUCCCAUUACUGAUACUUAAUCUGGGCUUGAUUGCACAACAGUAAUUUACACCAGGCAUGCCGUAGACACACGGCUGCCGGUCGGCCUAACGUUAUUCCCUGUCCCUCUGAAACAAUGGAAGAAAGCCUAAUGCACAGUACCAAUUUUAGCACGGUUAAUGGAAUGGAAUCAUACCAUAUUAAAAACGUCCAGUGAUUAUUUUUACUGAUAAGAUGUUUUCAUUUUGGGUCAGGAUAAAGAGGUUCUUCUUUACAGUUGAAUGCUUUCCCAGUUGAUGAUGAUUUUCAGUAUAUCUGCAUAAUUACCUCAGCAUGCAAAUUAAUUUCUGCCUCACUAAACUUGCAACAGGGGAAAAUAUAUAUACUUAGUAUUAUUUGGUAUUGACUAUGAAGAGUUAAUUAAUGCAUUGAAGGGUAUUCUUUUCUUCUUUUUUUGUUUACAGCAAUACUUUACAUCUGUUGAGUCUUGAAUCCCUUGUAAGACUGGUUUCAGCGUUAGCAAAGCUAAUAUUGAACUAUGUGAGGUUAAUGCUGUCUGUCUUUACCGAGAAGAAUCUGAUACUCAAGAGUUCUGUUUCCUGGUUGAAUAAAGUCCAUGUUUAUCAAGGGAAAUGUGGGUGCUAAUGAAAAGAAGUAAAAUAAUAAAGUAGUGUGUGUAACUGGUGACAUUUUCUUUAGCCUUAAAAAAUGAUAAAUUGUUGUGUAAGUGCUGGAAAUUUACUUUAAGGGGUGUUUUUUAAUUUCUCAGGGAAGGGAGACUUAAACAAGCAACAUCAUAUAGCAGGAUUUGUUUCUUUUGUACUGUUAUAUUUCAACCGAACAUGUUGUACUUGUAAACUUUUGUAGAUGUUCAUGAGAUUCACUAAGCUCUAAACCUAAUUCUUAUCCAGUGCUGUGUUACAAAUACGCUGUUGGAGUUCCUCUGUAUCGUACUGUAAUUGUAGAGAUCAUGGUUUAA